AUGGCGAACCUCGUGGCGGGGGGCGUCAAGUCUCUGGGAGAGAUGAUCGCGGGGGACGAGUCCGCCACCGAGCAGGUCGCGCAGGCCUGGGGCUGCAUGGACACUCUGAACCCGUACAGUCGGCUCGAGAAGCCCACGCGCUUCGAAUCAGACCCGCCUGGUUGCUAUCGUCUCCGAGACAUGCCACUGAGAGACAUCGACAACGUGGUAAAAGUGAAGCACGUCGUGGAUUGGAUCAAGAUUGGAACGGAGUGCCAGGAGCUUCCCGACACAAGUGCUGUGGACAUGGUCGACAUCAUGCGCCGCGGCGACUACGCGUCCUUGCCGUCUCCGUUCAAGCCGAAGAAGGACACGGGAGAGCUGGCGUUCACAAUGCAGAUCUACGUUCUGCCCACCGACCCUGAUGGGGUGCAGUCUGUGCUGAAGUAUAUCAAGUUCGACGACAGUAUUCGCGUGGACUUGGUGAAAGAUGUGUUCAUCGUGGGCACGCCGCUGACGAUCCACUGGGGCCGCACUUCUGACACGAAGAAGGUUCGCAAGUUGUUCCACUUCAUGAUGGACCGCCUUGGGGGCGUGCAGUACCGAUACUUCGCGCAGCCGUCCGUGAAGAAGGCAGCUGAAGCGGGCACUUACGACAGGAUUGCUCGAACGGCUGGUUACGCCUUCAUUCGCGAUCAUGGACCACGGAGCAAUGCCCAGAACCAAUUCGUCGAGUGGACGGAUGAUCAGAUCCACCUCGAGAGCAGUCCGAUCUUCGGGUGGACGCCUGGGGAUGUCAAGGACCAGGCGGCUAAACGGACGCGCGGCGUAGAGCGCGUCCCCUUCGCGCUGGGCGCAGACCUGAUCGAGAGCUUGCGGAACUACGCCAACGGCACCGUGGGCGCGCGGACGUUGAUGUCGUGGUGCCACACUUUGAGGCAGUUCCAUCCGACGAUCCUGAACAACAUCAUUGCCCCCGCACUGCGCACUCACGAUGUACAUUCGAUCAUGUGGAUCGGGAAGACUCGCGUCGGGAAGUCGUCCGCUUCUAAGACGACCUGCUUCGCCAUCUCGGCUUACCAGAUCGACAAGCACGGCCGCUCUGACCUGAAGCCGAGCGUCGUCACCUCCAAGAGGAUUGAUUUCUUUCGCCUCGAGCCAGGGAGCCUCUUCAAGCCCGCGAUUGCCGACGACACGGUGAUGUCGAAGUGGGGCACAGACGACGUCAAGGCGUUCCACGACCCGGCCGAAGAGGACGCCUUGCUCUGGGCUCGAUGGGGCGGCGCGCAGUUCAUGAUGAACCAGGCGCGGCAAUCCUGCGUGAACGCCUACGACAAGGAUUUUGAGGCCCGCGUCCAGCCCGUUCGGCCUGGAGCCGAGGCAAUCUCCUUUGACGAUUUCGUCCGCAUUAUCCAGGCGAACUUUCCCCGCGACGCGCGGGGGUCGUUCGAGAUGGCAGACGCGGAGGCGUACCUCGCGAGGAGCCACGUUGUCCUCCUGUCGGACAAGCGCAUUUACUUCCGCCUGGCUUCCACGGACAAGGAGUCGGUGCCGUUUUUUGCCUGGCCGAACCCAGCCCAGCCCGACCUGUUCGUGCCCGAAAGCAGAGACACCAUGAAGAAGUACAAGAAGGACCAGACGUACAAGCCGCCUAACUUCGAGAUCGACUUCAAGUGGGGCCAGGCAUUCAUGCGGAGGCUUGCAAGAGGCGAGGCAGUGCAGCCAGCCGUCACAGUGCGAGGCCCUACGCUGUUCGACGCCCAGGCGCCAGACCGCUUCUUCUACCCUCCGAUGGGCGAGGGAGCGGAGGCGCCGACGCGCGCGGCCCCUCCCCCUCUGAUGGGCGAGAGCACAGAUGCGCCGCCGCGCGCGGCCCUUCCGCGCGGCGGCUGCCCAGUGGACUCACAGGACAAGGUCGACAGGGACCGCGAGAUGGCCAAGUACCUGGGCGGUUUGGCGAGGGCGCACGACCGCGAGAGCAUCGACCUCUUGAGCCCACCCAAGAAGGCCGCGAAGAGCUUCAAUAAGCUUUUUGCGUCUUGUCCUCGAGACAUCGACCUGGACGGCGCUUCCAGCGAGGACUCACCAUCGGCGCGGCGCGCGCGCGCCGUGUUCGAUGCCGCCGAUGCCGACGAGGAGGCCGCGGCAGCGUUGGGGAUCAUGUCAGAGCAAGCGGAAGCGGAGGCGGGCAUGCCCGCCCCCGCGCGACCAGGGGCGGCCUCGGACAGCGGUAAUCUUCGCCCCGUCAAGUUGGAGCCAGGCGUCUUCGCCAAACUGGCGCCCUCGGGCGGCCCGCCGCUGAUCAUCGAUGACAGCGACGAAGAGGCGCCCCAUGGCACGGGCGACGGCCUCUUCGGUGCAGGUUUCAAGAACUGUUGCAUGGUCGACGCCCUGAACGCCCUCGGAUUCAACGUUCCGUACACCCAGGAUGGGCCGUUCAGCAUCAACGAUGCCGAGGCCAUGAUCGCUGGAGACGGGUGCGUGAUCGCCCGUGCGUCCAUCCGCGGAGCUUGCGCCGUGCCCACAGGCCGCUACAUCGCAACGUACGGCUCUGCGCCUGGGGUGACGGGGCACGCCGUGGCCGUUCUCGUCUUCCUCGGAGGAUUCAUCGUGUUCGACGGUGAUGUGCGCGCCUGCCACACGGGCCACGUCUCGUGGCAUAUCAUGCCUGAGGGCGUGCGUGCCGAGGAAUGCAAUUGGUGGCAGGUUCGGGGUGCCUGA
Molecule: messenger RNA, 2700 nt
Organism: Prorocentrum cordatum
Lineage: Eukaryota; Dinophyceae; Prorocentrales; Prorocentraceae
Source: the annotation of a GenBank genome assembly